Messenger RNA from [Candida] anglica, 510 nucleotides. The record is from the annotation of a GenBank genome assembly. Lineage: Eukaryota; Fungi; Ascomycota; Pichiomycetes; Serinales; Debaryomycetaceae.
UUACAAUUUAAAUUAACCUAUAAUGCCAAUUCCUACACACCCUGACUUAGAAAUCUUGAAAUAUGUCUUAGAAGUCGAAGGCAGUGAACCUCAAGAUAUUAUCGUCAAAGGCGCUGAAAAAAUCGACAUCAAGAUUCCUGAAGGUUCCAAAUAUAGCAUAACCGUUUAUUUCCAUGUUAAGAACAGAGAAUUAGUAGACUUGAAGUAUACUCAAGUAAUCAAGAAGUUGGGUAUUGUUCUCAAGCAACGUGACUUGCAAAUCGGUGACUCUUUCGCACCAUCUACCGAAACAUACACCAAGAAGUUCGCUGAAGACGUAACUCCAAGUGGAUGGGCUACUAGAGGUUCAUUCCCAGCCACCUCUACUUACUACGCCGGUGAUGAAUUACUUUACUCUGUUGAAUGGACUUUAGAAAUUACCAAGAAGUAAUGAAAUACUUACUGUAUAGAAUAUAGGGGGUUUCAUUUUCAGAUGAAAUUCCGAUAAGUAAAGUACGAUCCUUAUGAUUA